Diospyros lotus (date-plum) is the source of this 1533-nucleotide messenger RNA. Its product is annotated as GATA transcription factor 12-like. Gene Ontology annotation, cellular component: nucleus. Gene Ontology annotation, biological process: positive regulation of DNA-templated transcription. Lineage: Eukaryota; Viridiplantae; Streptophyta; Magnoliopsida; Ericales; Ebenaceae. The record is from RefSeq and is a predicted model, not a curated record. Gene Ontology annotation, molecular function: zinc ion binding; sequence-specific DNA binding.
AAAAGGUAAAAUUUUCAGUGUUGAUAUUUUUGCCCUUGUCAAAAUCCUCCAUUUUUAGGCGUCCCCCAGUCCUCUUCAAAUGCAAAGAAACUCUCUUCUUCGUCUCCUCUCCGACUCUCUCUCCCCCUCUCUCUCUCUCUCUGAUUACUUGAACUUCUCAUUUCUCACCACUCUCUCUCUCUCUCUCUCUCUCUCUCUAAAUAUAUAUAUAUAUAUAUAUCCUGAAAAUUUGUUAUUGAGCCGAAAGGGUUGAAGAAUUCAAUGGAAAAUCCGGAGUUCUUCGAAGGAGGUUACUACAACGCCGCCCAAUUCAAGCCCGAGAGGCUCCACUCUGACACCAAGUCCGCCGGCGACCACUUCAUAGUCGAAGACCUCCUCGAAUUCCCCAACGACGACGCCGUUGCCGCCGACUACGGCUUCAACUCCUCCACUGUCACCGGCACCGGCACCUCCACUGUCACCGCCCUAGACAGCUGCAACUCCUCCUUCUCCAGCAGCGAACCUCACUUUCUCGCCGACGUUGGUUGCCGAGGCUUCGCCGACGCUCAAUUCUCAGGCGACCUAUGCGUCCCGCAUGACGAAUUAGCUGAGCUCGAAUGGCUCUCGAAUUUCGUUGAAGAAUCAUUUUCAUGCGAGGACUUGCAGAAGCUGCAGCUGAUUUCCGGCAUAAAAGCCCGGCCAAAUGACACGUCGGAAACCCAUGAAUUCCAAGCGGAAGCAAACCAAAUCAAUCCCAUGUAUCGCCCGGAAGUGUCGGUGCCCGGCAAAGCGCGUAGCAAACGCUCACGCGCCACCCCAUGCAACUGGACAUCUCGCCUCUUGGUCCUCUCUCCGUCGUCCACGGAGGGCCCCGACUCCACCGAGACCGACAUUAAGAAAACCCCGAAACCAAAGAAGAAAGAGGGCGGAGAUAAUAACACGACGUCGACUGGCGGCGAGGGGAGAAAGUGCCUGCAUUGCGCCACCGACAAGACGCCGCAGUGGCGGACGGGGCCCAUGGGACCGAAGACGCUUUGCAAUGCUUGUGGCGUUCGGUACAAGUCGGGGCGGCUGGUGCCGGAGUACCGGCCGGCGGCUAGCCCGACGUUUGUGCUAACGAAGCACUCGAAUUCUCACCGGAAAGUGAUGGAGCUGCGGCGGCAGAAGGAGCUUAAGAGGGCGCAGCAGCAGCAGUUGAUUCAUCAGAACUUGAUGUUUGAUCAUCACAUAUCGGACGGCGAUGAUUACUUGAUACACCAGGCCGUGGGGCCCGAUUUCCGCCAAAUGAUCUAGUACGUGCUGUACUAUGGUAGUGAAGUGAAGCUUCGAGGAUUCGGCGGAUUUCGUCCUAGAAUUUCAUAGCUUUCUAAUUUCUUCCUAGUAUAAUUAAUCGUUUCCUAACUUUGAAAUUUUGUAGUUUUUUUUUUCCUUUUUUUUUUAAUUUCCAGACAAUUUGAUUAAAAAAAAAGAAAAAAGUGAAGAGGAAGAAGGGGGAGCUUAGGUUAGGCCAUCAUGUUGUGUAGACUCUUUAAUAUCCUCCCCGACCUUCUUUGC